AUGAACUCCCAAACGGACUUUACCGAUAUCGUGAAUAACUUUCCCGGACUCCCGCCUUUUCCGGACGAUGUUCCCACAGCACCACUUCUUCGACUAUCGUUGGGUAAGCUGCUGGCUGGAGAUACUGCCGAGCUUGAACGACUCUUUGAAGCCUCAGUAGACAUCGGGUUCUUCUACCUGGAUCUUCAGGAUUCCGAACACGGAACCUCCUCCCUUACUGAUGCCGAUGGUUUGUUCCUGGUUGGAGAAAGACUCUUCGAAUUGAGUCUUGAGGAGAAGAAGAAAUACGACUUCAGUGCGCAAAACUCGUACUUUGGGUACAAGGGCCAAGGUGUUGCGGUAGUUGAUAAACAAGGAAACCUGGACAGAAAUGAAUUUUAUAAUAUAUCCAAAGACGACAUCAUGGGCAUUAGUGAUCGACUUCCAACACCAGAAGUAUUGCAUCAAAGCCGAGACCUGACGAAAUCCUUUAUGCAAGGCUCCCAUGCAAUUGUCAACCUGAUAUUGAACAUCCUCAACGACAAACUAUCACUGCCCAAGGGCACACUAUCCAACCUCCAUCGCCUACAGGCUGUGAGUGGUGACCAAGUACGCUUCAUCAAGGCACCACCACAGCCAGUCGACGACCGCCGCACCGCACUAGGCCAACAUACAGAUUUUGGCAGCGUGACAGUCCUUUUCAACCGUCUGGGUGGACUGCAGGUGCUACCUCCCGGUGCCGAUGCAGAAUGGGUAUAUGUGAGACCGCUUCCAGGGCAUGCAAUUGUUAAUCUAGGCGAUGCAAUGGUGAAAUUCACCAAUGGCCUGUUUCGAUCGAAUAUCCAUCGAGUUGCUGCACCACCGGGUGUUCAAGGGGAUUCGACACGUUAUAGUUUGGUGUAUUUUGCAAGGCCUGAGGACGAUGUGAUGCUUCGACGAUUGGAGGGAUCGGAUCUUAUUCCUCCGAUUGAGGGGGAUCAGGUUGAGGAGGAGAUUAAUAGCAAAGACUGGAUUAUUCGUCGGGCGUUGGGACGUCGUGUGGACCUCGUCAAGGAUAUUGACUAUGAGAAGUCUGCUGGGACGGAGCAGAUGAGUCGAAGGAUCAAGGUUUAG
Messenger RNA from Penicillium subrubescens, 1092 nucleotides. Its product is annotated as putative oxidoreductase, 2OG-Fe(II) oxygenase family. Bases 1 to 1092 code for a protein of 363 amino acids. Gene Ontology annotation, molecular function: dioxygenase activity. The transcript is spliced from 2 exons. Lineage: Eukaryota; Fungi; Ascomycota; Eurotiomycetes; Eurotiales; Aspergillaceae. The record is from RefSeq and is a predicted model, not a curated record.